CCGCGGCGUGACGAGAUGGCCGUCUGCUCCGGCGGGCUCGUGCCGCCGCCCUUCGAUGCGCGCGCGGCUCGGCCGGGCGCGUUGGGCCCAUGGCCGCCCCGCGCGCGCGAUCCGCUGCCGCUGCUGCUGCUACGCCCGCCCGGAGCCCGCGCCGCCGCGGAGGCUCCUCCUGCUGCUCUCCAAGGCGUCCGCCGCCGACGGGAGCAAGCCCGCGUCCGCCGCCAGGGGACGCCGCCGCGUCGGCCUCACCGCCACGCCCUCGCCCCCGUCGUUCCCUUCCUCUCGUAUAGUUCUAGAAGGCAGCCCAAGCAGCACCAUUUCUAUCCACGGUGCACGCCCAGGGGGCCGGCCCCCCAGUCCCGCGACACCCCGCCCAAGAGAGACACUGGUAUUGCUAGUGAGAAGGAGUGGGGGAUCAACCUGCUGGAUGAAGCGGUCAAGGAGUCCGGUACCAGCGAAGAUGGAAGCACCUGGUACAGGGAGAGCGGCGAAGAUCUCGGGGAGAACGGGUACCGUUGCCGCUGGGCUAGGAUGGGUGGACAGACUCAUGAUGGUACCACUGAAUGGAAAGAGACUUGGUGGGAGAAAAGUGACUGGACUGGAUACAAAGAGCUAGGAGCUGAGAAAUCUGGGAAGAAUGCUGAGGGUGACUCUUGGUGGGAGAAGUGGAAAGAAGUUCUGCACCAAGAUGAAUGGAGCAAUCUUGCAAGACUCGAGAAGAGCGCAGAGAAGCAAGCUAAAUCAGGGAUAGAAAAUGCUGGGUGGUAUGAAAAAUGGUGGGAGAAAUAUGAUGCCAAGGGCUGGACCGAAAAAGGUGCGCAUAAAUAUGGAAGGUUAAAUGAGCAGUCCUGGUGGGAGAGGUGGGGUGAACAUUACGAUGGUCGUGGCUCUGUAUUGAAAUGGACAGACAAGUGGGCAGAGACAGAUUUAGGCACGAGAUGGGGAGAUAAAUGGGAAGAGAAAUUCUUUGCCGGAAUUGGUUCACGACAAGGGGAGACAUGGCAUGCUUCUCCUGGCGGUGACCGCUGGUCAAGGACUUGGGGAGAAGAGCACUUCGGUAAUGGGAAAGUUCAUAAGUACGGGAAGAGCACAACCGGCGAGAGCUGGGAUUUAGUUGUCGAGGAGGAGACAUACUACGAGGCGGACCCUCACUACGGGUGGGCGGACGUCGUCGGGGACUCGUCGCAGCUGCUGUCGAUACAGCCGGUGGAGAGGCCACCAGGGGUACGGGAGACGGCAUUGGCGUCCGGCGUGGAGACGUCGAGUCAGGGGGUUGCCGUUGGAAAUGGUCGCACCCAGCUGCUGGUCUUGGCCGCCAGCCCGCCGUUCAAACUUGGAAGUCCACACCGCAUUGACCUGUUUUUCUACUACUCGAGACGGCGCGUCGCCGCCAUGGCCACCGUCGUCAUCCCCUUCACCUGCCUCUGCGCCGGUAACGGCGUCGGCCAGUCGGACCACGCGCCCGUCUACACCGUGCAGCCGCAGGACGGGCUCUACGCCAUCGCCCGCGACUCCUUCGACGCCGUCGUCACCUACCAGGAGAUCGCCACCGCCAACAAGAUCGCCGACGUCAACCUCAUCAACGUCGGCCAGAAGCUCUGGAUCCCGCUGCCCUGCAGCUGCGACCCGGUCGGCGGCGCCGACGUGUUCCACCUCGCCCACAUCGUCAACGGCGGCGAGACCACCUCCGGCAUCGCCGCCACCUUCGGCGUCACCGAGGACACGCUGCUCAAGCUCAACAAUAUCGCCGACCCCAAGUCCCUCAAGAAGGACCAGGUCCUUGAUGUCCCGCUCCCUGUUUGCAGCUCAUCAAUCAGCAACAACUCGGCUGAUCAUAAUCUGCGCCUCCCGAACGGCACCUACGCGCUCACCGCGCAGGACUGCAUCCAGUGCAGCUGCAGUUCAAACACCUUCCAGCUAGAUUGCACACUGCAAGGAAAAAAGGGAUGCCCAGCAGUGCCACCGUGCAACGGAGGGCUCAAGCUUGGGGACACAAGCGGCGCCGGUUGCGACUCGACGAUGUGCGCUUACAGUGGUUAUUCCAACGGCUCUUCGUUCAGCAUACAGACCACUCUUUUCAAAAACCAGACAGCACCAGCAUGCGAGAAAGGAGGAUCUUCGAGGUCGGUGUUCGCGGGGUCCGUGUGGAGGAUAUCUGCCAUCUCCUUCCACAUGGUGUUGAUCUUGGUAUGCUUCCUUUGAUACCGAAGACUCCGACUCUAGCUGGUGUAUACGUCUUGAAGAAAACUCAAGAUCAAUUUGUCGAUCGAUGUGAUUGUUGUUGUUGUAACUUGAAAUUCCGAUGACCGGUUUGUCGAGCUUUUCGUUUUGACUAUCUUUCUAGAGAAUGAGUGGCACUAGCUGCCUGAAUAAAGCAAUGACAUGUGUAAGGUUUGCGUCUGGAAAUGAAUUGUAGUACUCAUUAGAUUGGGCAAUCGCAAUAAAACGUUACAAGAGUAAA
This is a messenger RNA of Hordeum vulgare subsp. vulgare (domesticated barley), 2461 nucleotides long. RefSeq lists its product as uncharacterized. Gene Ontology annotation, molecular function: starch binding. Lineage: Eukaryota; Viridiplantae; Streptophyta; Magnoliopsida; Poales; Poaceae. The record is from RefSeq and is a predicted model, not a curated record. Gene Ontology annotation, cellular component: starch grain; chloroplast stroma. Gene Ontology annotation, biological process: starch metabolic process; regulation of starch metabolic process.